This is a messenger RNA of Lachnellula hyalina, 1797 nucleotides long. Its product is annotated as putative sterigmatocystin biosynthesis monooxygenase. Lineage: Eukaryota; Fungi; Ascomycota; Leotiomycetes; Helotiales; Lachnaceae. The record is from RefSeq and is a predicted model, not a curated record. The transcript is spliced from 4 exons. The coding region runs from base 1 to 1797 and encodes 598 amino acids.
AUGGCUUUCCCACAAGCUGUUACAGAAGCCAUUCAAAGGCUCGAAACGCUCUCAUCCUUCCCGUCGGAACCAGGACCUGGCAUUGCAACCGAAGCGUACAAAAGCACCUCCCCUCUGGCUUACACUUUAUCGCAAGUACCUCUGGGCACUGCGCGUCCUCUGAAAAUAAUCUGCAUUGGUGCGGGGUUCAGUGGACUUGCCUUUGCAAGAGAAGUCGAGACGAACCAGCUCCAGAACAUCAAUCUAACAGUCUAUGAGAAGAACUCAGAGGUUGGUGGAACGUGGUGGGAGAACCGAUACCCAGGAUGUGCCUGCGACAUCCCUAUCCACAACUACCAGUACUCAUGGGCUCCAUACCCACACUUUCCAUCCUACUAUGCCGCUCAGAAGGACAUUCAUGCUUACAUGACUCUCGUCGCUGAUCAACAUAAUUUACGGCAAUAUGUUCGCACGUCCCACAAAGUCUUAGGAGCCAAAUGGAUUGCCGAAAGGCAAAAGUGGCAGAUCCAGGUUGUCUGUACAGAUGGACGCGAGCUUAUGACUUCAAACCGUCACUCUCGAGAAGGCGAAAGUGGAGAGCCAUUCAUAGAAGAAUGCGACGUUCUAAUAAAUGGUUCCGGUUGCUUCAAUGACUGGAAAUGGCCCAACAUCACGAACAGAGAAGUCUUUCAGGGAGAGUUGCUCCAUUCAGCUAUCUGGCCGAGGAAUGCAAACCUGAAAAGCAAGAGAGUGGCAUUGAUAGGCAACGGGAGUACGGGAGUGCAAAUCCUUCCCGCAAUCUUGGACGAGGUGGAGAGUGUGAAAGUCUAUAUUAGAAGCAGAACAUGGGUAACUGCGGGUUUCGCUCAAAGGUUUGCUGGACCAAACGGGACAAAUGUGGUAAUUUCCGAUGAACAAAAGAAGGCGUGGCAGGAGAACCCCGAAGAGUAUCUUAAGUAUCGAAAGGACGUCGAGUCAGAACUGAACUCGAGGUUCAGGUUGUAUCUGAAGUACUCGCAGGAGCAAAAAGACGCCAGAGCCUUCUCAAUCGACCAGAUGACGGCAAAGCUAGGUGGGAAGCCUGAGAUUGUGGAUAAACUGCUGCCCGAUUUUUCUGUUGGUUGUAGAAGAGCCACUCCCGGAAACGGAUAUCUCGAGGCACUAUGCUCUCCCAAAGUUGAGAUAGUAUGGGGCGAAAUCGACUCAUUCGACGACAAGGGAAUCAAGUCCGCGACAGGCGAAUAUAACGAAUUUGACACAAUAAUAUGUGCGACCGGGUUUAACAUGUCCUUCUCUCCACGUUUCCCCAUCAUCGGAGAAAAAGGAAUAGACCUACAAAAGAAAUGGGACAAAAACCCCGAGUGCUAUCUCAGUGUAACGGCAGCUAACAUGCCUAAUUACUUCAUGUAUUUAGGGCCAGGGAGUCCGCUUGGACAUGGCAGUGUGGUGUCAAGUCUAGAGAGGGUGACCGAAUAUAUGAGUAAGAUGAUUUCCAAAUUGCAGAAAGAGAAUUACAGCUCCGUGGUUCCAAAACCGCACAUUCCACGCGCAUACCAGAAACAAGCACUUGCAUGGCUCGAGAAGACGGCUUGGAGUUCGAAUUGUGUCUCCACAUACAAAAACGGAGAUCCAAAUGGCCCUCUCAUUUCAUUACAUCCUGGCUCAAGGCUACAUUUCUUUGAACUUCUCAAGAAUCCAAGGUCCGAAGAUUUUGACUGGCAAAGUCUUUGCGACGACCAAGACUUGACAUUUGCAUGGAUGGCGAAUGGGUUCACGGUUGACGAGGAAAAUAAAGAGAAUAAAAAGGACUUGACGUAA